GUCUCUCACCAGCACCACUGUCGACUCGAAGAAAUAUCUCGCUCCCAUUGGCCCCUCCCCCAACCGCCUCUGACACCGGCUUGCCGCAACUACGACCAUCGCCACCCCGACGAGAAUCGCAAACGACGAACGAGCAGCAAACCGGAAGAGCAAGUGGCACACUAAGAAAGAGUUGCAAGACAGUGACGCAUUCAUUGGUGGUAGGGUCUCUGUUCAUUCGUCCCUUACUGCCGUGCGCCGGCUGGCGCGUCGCUCGCGAUGAGUGAUCUGGACAAGGCCAUCGCACAGUUGCGAGCAUGUCGGCCGAUCCCAGAAGUCCAGGUGCGCGAGCUGUGUUACAAGGCGCGAGAACUACUCAUUGAGGAGGGCAACGUGGUCAGCGUGGAUGCGCCAGUAACGAUAUGCGGUGACAUACAUGGACAGUUUCAUGAUCUCAUGGAGCUCUUUCGCGUUGGCGGCGAUGUUCCCGACACCAAUUACCUUUUCAUGGGCGACUUUGUCGACCGCGGCUUUUAUUCCCUGGAGUCUUUCUUACUUCUGCUGUGUUUGAAAGUGCGCUACCCAGAUCGCAUCACCCUCAUUCGCGGCAAUCACGAAUCACGGCAAAUUACGACAGUCUACGGCUUUUACGACGAAUGCUUACGAAAAUAUGGCAGCGCCAAUGUGUGGCGGUACUGCUGUGAGGUGUUUGACUAUCUCGCGCUGGGCGCCCUGGUGAUGGGCGCCGCUGGAGAUAUCGACCCAACCGACGCGCCGUUUGCAGAACCAUCGAUGAUCCACCCGGAACAUGAUGAGGUUGAAAUAGAAAUCUUGAAUUCCCAAGGUCAGAUCAUGAAUCGGUAUGCGCGCUCCAAGCCUCCAGGACUACCAGAGGACAACUCCAGUGUGUCGAAUAAUGCUUCGUCACCCUCACAGACGACGCAAAGUGGUCCACCGGGCACCAGCGCAGCAGGCGCGAGCAGAGGGAGCUCGAACAACACAGGCGGUGCAGUGCUUUGCGUACAUGGUGGUCUCAGUCCCCUGAUAGACAGCAUCGACAAGAUCCGGCUUCUGGACCGCAAGCAAGAAGUACCUCACGAAGGUGCAAUGUGUGAUCUCCUCUGGUCCGACCCUGAUGAGAUCGAUGGAUGGGGAUUAUCACCUCGUGGCGCAGGUUUCUUGUUUGGCGCCGACAUUGUCAAAUGCUUCAACCACAAAAACGACCUCAGUCUGAUCUGCCGCGCGCACCAGCUCGUGAUGGAGGGCUUCAAGGAGAUGUUCGACAGCACGAUCGUCACAGUGUGGUCAGCGCCGAAUUACUGCUACAGAUGUGGCAAUGUUGCGGCAAUUCUGGAACUCAGCGAAGACGGCGCUAAUGCUGGGUACAUGCCGAGAAGCAAUGGCGACGCAAACAGAUCCAACGGAAUUCUGUCUGAGCGCCAGGACAACAAGCCCGCACCAGGAAGGAGGUACCGUGUCUUUGACGCUGCACCGCAGGACAGCAGAGGCAUGCCGGCGAAAAAGCCGGUCGCAGAUUACUUCCUGUGAGGUGAUGUAGCAUGAGAGAGACUUGGUGUAUACAAUUGGAUGUGGAGCGUUUACAGAUACCCAUUAAGCAUUGUGUACAAAGUGCGACAGCAUUGAUACGCCUGUAGGCGAAGCUGCC
Molecule: messenger RNA, 1645 nt
Organism: Sphaerulina musiva SO2202
Lineage: Eukaryota; Fungi; Ascomycota; Dothideomycetes; Mycosphaerellales; Mycosphaerellaceae
Product: Metallo-dependent phosphatase
Exons: 2
Coding region: 259-1527 (422 amino acids)
Biological process (GO): double-strand break repair via homologous recombination; peptidyl-serine dephosphorylation
Cellular component (GO): cytoplasm; nucleus
Molecular function (GO): protein serine/threonine phosphatase activity
Source: RefSeq, a predicted model, not a curated record